This is a messenger RNA of Epinephelus lanceolatus (giant grouper), 4587 nucleotides long. RefSeq names its product leucine rich repeat containing 8 VRAC subunit C (gene lrrc8c). Gene Ontology annotation, cellular component: cytoplasm. Gene Ontology annotation, molecular function: protein binding. The record is from RefSeq and is a predicted model, not a curated record. NCBI's taxonomy places the organism in Eukaryota, Metazoa, Chordata, Actinopteri, Perciformes, Serranidae.
CGGCCGAGGAUCCAGGAAGGUUUGCGGACCGCGCACACCAUGAUCCGGGACCUGAUCGCAUGAAAGCCGAACAUCCUCAUCUCCAGCUCUCACCUAAAGGAAGGUAUCAUGAUUCCUGUGAUGGAAUUCCGGCAGUUCUCUGAACAGCAGCCAGCGUUCAGAGUCCUGAAGCCGUGGUGGGAUGUGUUCACCGACUACUUGUCUGUAAUCAUGCUCAUGAUCGGCGUCUUUGGAUGCACUCUUCAGGUAAUGCAAGAUAAAAUCAUAUGCCUUCCUCAGAGAGUGCCGGCGCCUUCGGAGAACACAAGUGAAGUGGAAGUGAAAUCACUGUUACAUCUGCAGCCCAACAUAUCAGCCAUACCAAAAGAAAUGACAGGCCUGAAAACAGAUCUGGAUCUUCAACAGUACAGUUUCAUCAAUCAGAUGUGUUAUGAGAAGGCUCUGCACUGGUAUGCCAAGUACUUUCCUUAUUUGGUUCUUAUACACACUCUUGUUUUCAUGGUGUGCAGCAACUUCUGGUUCAAAUUCCCCGGCUCGAGCUCUAAAAUAGAGCAUUUUAUCUCCAUGCUCGGCAAGUGCUUCGACUCUCCGUGGACCACACGAGCUUUGUCGGAGGUGUCCGGAGAAAAUCCCGAGGAAAAGGACCAUAAAAAGAGCGCCACCUCAAGGUCCAACAUCAUUGUGUCUCCUGGAGAAGGAAGCCUGGAGAAGACACAGUCCCUCCGGUCGAUCCCGGAAAAGAUUGUAGUUGAAAAGCCAUCAGCAAGUGUUCUUGAUAAAAAAGAGGGUGAACAAGCUAAAGCUCUUUUUGAAAAGGUGAAGAAGUUCCGUUUGCACGUUGAGGAAGGAGACAUCCUGUAUCUUAUGUACGUUCGUCAGACAGUGUUCAAGGUGUUUAAAUUCCUCCUGAUCAUUGCCUAUAAUAGCUCUCUCGUCAAUAAAGUGCGGAACAGAGUGCGUUGCGAAGUUGAGAUCCAAGACAUGACAGGCUACAAAGAUUUUGAAUGUAAUCACACAAUGGCUCACCUGUUUUCUAAGCUGUCUUACUGUUACCUGUGUUUAGUAGCUGUCUAUGGGUUAACAAGCCUUUACACCUCUUACUGGCUGUUUUACCGCUCACUGAAAGAAUACUCCUUUGAGUAUGUGCGACAGGAAACAGGCAUCAACGACAUCCCGGACGUCAAAAAUGACUUUGCUUUCAUGCUACACAUGAUCGAUCAGUAUGACCCGCUGUACUCCAAACGAUUUGCAGUUUUUCUCUCUGAGGUCAGUGAGAACAAACUGAAACAGCUGAACCUCAAUCAUGAGUGGACCCCGGAGAAAUUGCGCCAGAGACUGCAGACUAACGGCAACAACAGACUUGAACUUCAGCUGUUCAUGCUCCCUGGGUUACCCGACACUGUCUUUGAGUUGACGGAGCUGCAGUCGCUCAAGCUGGAGAUCAUCAACAAUGUCACCAUCCCUGCUUCAAUCUCUCAGCUGGAAGACCUUCAGGAGCUGUCUCUUUACCAAUGCUCUCUAAAGUUGCACACAACAGCUACCUCCUUCCUCAAAGAGAACCUGAAAGUGCUUCGUGUGAAAUUCGAUGAUAACAGGGAACUUCCAAACUGGAUGUAUGGCCUGCGCAGCUUAGAGGAGCUCUAUCUCACCGGGUCUCUGAGCCCUGAUGCCUCCAAAAAUAUAGUUCUUGAGUCGCUGCGGGAGUUGAAGUGCCUGAAAACUCUCUCCCUUAAGAGUAAUUUGACCAAGAUACCCCAGUCUAUCGUGGAUGUUUCCAGCCACCUGCAGCGCCUGUACUUACACAAUGAUGGCACUAAGCUAGUAAUGCUCAACAACCUGAAAAAGAUGACCAACCUGGUCGAGUUGGAACUCGUGCGUUGUGAUCUGGAACGCAUCCCGCAUGCAAUCUUCAGCCUAACGAAUCUGCAAGAGCUUGACCUGAAAGAGAACAACCUUCGCUCAAUAGAGGAGAUCAUCAGCUUCCAGCAUCUUCGAAAACUCACUUGCCUCAAACUUUGGUAUAAUGGCAUCAUGUACAUCCCGGAGCAUAUCAAGAAGCUCGGCAGCCUAGAGCGCCUCUACUUCAGCCACAACAAGAUCGAGAUUUUGCCUUCGCACCUGUUCUUGUGUAACAAGCUGCGCUACCUGGACCUGUCCAACAAUGACAUCCGAUUCAUCCCUCCAGAAAUCGGAGUCCUUCAGAGUCUCCAGUAUUUCUCUGUCACCUGCAACAAAAUCGAAAAUCUACCAGAUGAGCUUUUCUUUUGCAAAAAGCUCAAAACACUAAAGCUCGGCAAAAACUCGUUGUCCAUACUCUCACCAAAAAUUUCCUACCUAGCUCUUCUGACAUACUUGGACCUCAAAUGCAACCACUUUGAGUUCCUGCCCCAAGAGCUCGGUUGCUGUCGUGCUUUGAAGCGCAGUGGCCUUAUGGUGGAAGAGACACUGUUUGAAACCCUGCCUUCUGAUGUCAGGGACCAAAUGAAGGCUGAGUGAGACGCCUUAUUGUAGCCACAGUGCCUGCUGUCUGUUCUGUCUACCACUGCAGAGCAUUUUUUUGUAUGAACUCAUUACCAUAUUUAAGUAUUACACUACUGUUAAGAAAGUUAUUCUUCCAGUUUCUUUGACGAGGGGAAAAAUUACUUAUUCAUUUAUUGUCACAUAGAGUGUGGCUGCAACAGGAGUGCUUGUUUUGUUGUUUACUGACAUGUUACAACCCUGUCGCCUGAAAAAAUGUAGGCAUACAUUUCGGCAAACUAUGGAUACGUUACAUUUGUAUGCAAUUAUAUACGCUAGCAGAUAGGUUGAAACUUGUGGUUGUGUUUGGCAUAAAUGGUUAAGAAAAGCUCAUGUUUUGGCUUGAACUACCCGCUUUUGAUGGCACUAUUCCGGCAGGAAACGCAGCAAUGUCUCAGUAAAAAACAGCCUCUUUUUGUGGCACUAUGUCCGGCGUAAAAACAGUGACAGCUCACUAAAAAAUAAUCACAUUUGGCUGCUCAGAACUUAGCAAUGAAGAGCUAAGUGUGCAUUUUGGUGUUUAUUGGUCUUGAACAGUGGUCUGCAGCCUGGCAGGUGUCUCUCCCAGGUGUCAGGCCAUCUACGGUGCCCUUCCCCUCCAGAUGACAAAAUCAACUCAUAUACUCCGUCGGUUUAGAAACAUUUGUAUGGUACGUAGGAAACAUACAAAUGUUACGUGUUUUUGGUUUGCAGAAAUGUGCAGUGCCAACAUUUUCCUCUGGCAACUGGGCUGCAUAUUAUCCAUUCACAAGACCUACUUAAAGAAAUAGUUUAGCAUUUUUGGAAAUACACCAUCUUGCUUUCUUGCUUAGAGUUAGAUGUGAAUAUUGACAUCAAUCUCAUAUCUGUAAGUUAAACAUGAAACUAUAGCCAGCAGGCAGUUAGCUUAGCUUAGCACAAAGACUGGAAGAGGGAAACAGCUGGAAACAGCCAUGAUCUUUCAGAAGGUGAACCUACCACCAACUGUGAAACUAAUUAAUUCACACGUUAUAGCGUAUUUUGUUAAAUCUGCACAAAAACUGAAAUGUUAAAAUGGCAAGUUGUGGGUUAAUGGGGAGCUGCAUGCUGGACUAUUUUUGUCCUGGUUUUGUCCUGGAGUUCCUUUCUUAAUUUCUGAAUUUUAAUGCUGAUUAAGGCUGCAAAGUUGGAUUUAUUAAAAAAACACUUAAAACACAUUAAAUUUGGCUCAAUAGUGACAAUAUUAAACACAACUACAUAAUUUGGCUCCAUUAUAACCUGCAAGGUUUACAGAUAAAACACUUGUCUUUUGCUAGACACGUUUUCCCUCCAUAUACAACAUGCUAACAAUCUUAGCAUAGGCCUAUGACAUUUUACACUGCAUAAAUUAACCUAGCUGCUAGUGGAGUUUUCCUCUACUCAUAUGAAGCCAGUAGGUAACGUUAUAAAUUUCAGCUGCAUUGUAACUCACAAGAUUCACCAACAACUGUCUUUUACUCGACACGUUUUCCCUACAAAUACAACAUGCUAAUGUUAUUAGCACAAGCCUGAGGCAUUUUACAUUGCAUAAAUUAACCUAGCCACUAAUGGAGUUUUCCUCCACUCAUAUGAAGCUAGGAACAACGGAAACAUUUAACAAAGGUACAUUACAGAAAUCAGCUGCAGUGAAACUCACAGCAUCCACCAACAAAACAACGGUCUUUUACUUGACAUGUUUCCCCUACAAAUACAACAUGCUAAUGAUAUUAGCACAAGCCUGAGGCAUUUUACAUUGUAUAAGUUAGCCUAGCUGCUAGCAGAGCUUUCCACUAAUUCCAAUUUAUUGUUUUUUUUCAUCUGUGAAAAAAAAGGUAAAUUUAGGGCCUGUGUCCACAUAGCAUUUUUCAUUAGCACAAAAGAGGUGGCUUCAUAAAAAAGUGCUCCAAGGGCUUUUAUAAAAUGAUGCGCUGCACGUGGGUUUUGUUGCUAUGACGACAAUAUCUUGCCAUUAAUGUUAGCUAUAGGUAGCUAAUGCAAUGCUAUGUUAACACAGGGUCAACGACACAGUUAAGGCCAAAACACACCAGCGGCGUCAUAUGACGGCAGCGUCAUUGACGCGAGUCAAGUGCCGCC